AUGGCAUUAGUUUUAUUAAGCCUACUAUUGUUGGUGCAAUCACCAAGCAUAUCUGCAUCUGGGUUGUUGCAACAUAUAAAAGCUUGUGGAACAUAUCACAUUAGCUACUUGGGUAAUCCUGGUCAGGAAUUGUUCUAUAUUGAUGGAAAUUUGGUGGACAAAUAUUUAUUCUGCAAGGCUGUCAGAAUAUAUCAUGAGAAUCAUUGCUCCGUCACAAGAAAUAUCGGAAAUCAGUAUUGUGGAUUGGAAUUUUCAUUAGAUAAGUUGUCUUUGGAGGUGGGAAGAAAAUUUUUACGAAAUGUGGUUCGAGAAGGAUCUACAGGGCACGAUUUCGAUAAAACAUCUCAGUUGAAAAGGGAUAAAUAUGCUAAGAACCCAAUAUUAACCCCGAAAAUUCUGGCCAUGGCAGUACCAGCUUUCUUUGUUUUAUGUUGCUCCUUUCUUUGCCCUUGCUUUCAAGCAAGAAAGAGGGAACUUGGCCAUACUGUUCUGUCCAAGGAGCCAAAUUCAAUGGAUUCAAUUUCAUCUUUAGAAAUGAGUUCUGUUUCUGAGAGGAUUCCAGCCAGUCCACUGCGAGUGCCACCUAGUCCUUCAAAAUUUUCCAUGUCACCAAAACUUAAUAGGGUUGGAUCGGUUCAUCUUUCUAUGAGCCAAGUUGCCAGAGCAACACAUAAUUUCGCGCGUUCACAAAUAAUAGGUGAAGGAGGGUUCGGAGCUGUCUACAAGGCCGAGCUACCAGACGGCCAGGUCGUUGCCAUUAAACGGGCAAAAAAGGAACACUUUGAAGCAUUGCGGACUGAAUUUAAGAGUGAAGUUGAACUUCUGGCUAAAAUUGAUCAUCGGAAUCUCGUCAAGCUGCUUGGUUAUGUUGAUAAUGGAGAUGAGCGUCUGAUUCUUACAGAGUAUGUGCCAAAUGGUACACUUAGAGAACAUCUAGAUGGAUGGAAGGGAAAGAUAUUGGAUUUCUGUCAGAGACUUGAAAUAUCCAUUGAUGUUGCUCAUGGCCUAACCUAUCUCCAUAUGUAUGCAGAGAAGCAAAUUAUCCACAGAGAUAGACCACUCGAUGACAGGGUGACAAUUAAAUGGGCUUUCAGGAAGUAUAAUGAAGGAAAACUUUUGGAGAUGUUAGACCCUAUGAUGAAGGAAACAGUAGAUAAAGAAAUACUGGCGAAAAUGUUUGGUUUGGCCAUCCAAUGUGUGGCACCUACACGAACUGAUCGUCCAGACAUGAAAUCAGUCGCGGAGCAGCUCUGGGGAAUUAGAAUGGACUACUCGAGAAGCGGAAGGAGAGAUUGA
This is a messenger RNA of Fraxinus pennsylvanica, 1296 nucleotides long. NCBI's taxonomy places the organism in Eukaryota, Viridiplantae, Streptophyta, Magnoliopsida, Lamiales, Oleaceae. The record is from the annotation of a GenBank genome assembly.